Molecule: messenger RNA, 797 nt
Organism: Arabidopsis arenosa
Lineage: Eukaryota; Viridiplantae; Streptophyta; Magnoliopsida; Brassicales; Brassicaceae
Source: the annotation of a GenBank genome assembly
UUUUCCUAUAUUAUUUGUUAGUAGGAGAAGUUUCAGACGAAACAAGAAAAUCUUCAGAAAAUGAGUUGUUUCUCGUGCUUCUCUUCAAAAGUUCUGGACAAUGAAGGUUCUUCGAUGCCUGCUCCUUAUAAGCAACCAAACUCACCUAAGAGAACAACAGGAGAAGUGGUAGCUAAGAACGCAAACGGGCCAUCAAACAACAUGGGGGCACGGAUUUUCUCGUUCCGUGAGUUAGCCACCGCGACAAGGAAUUUUCGACAAGAGUGCCUCAUUGGUGAAGGCGGGUUCGGGCGGGUUUACAAAGGAAAGCUCGAGAAUCCGGCACAGGUCGUGGCAGUGAAACAACUUGAUAGGAAUGGAUUACAAGGACAAAGAGAGUUCUUGGUCGAGGCACAACCGAUAUUUAGAGAUCCGACUAGAUAUUGGCAGCUAGCUGAUCCACUGCUUCGAGGUGACUACCCGGAAAAGAGUUUUAACCAAGCUAUAGCUGUAGCGGCAAUGUGCCUGCAUGAAGAACCUACGGUUAGACCACUAAUGAGCGACGUUAUCACAGCCUUGAGCUUUCUUGGUGCAUCCUCAAACUCCUCCAAUACCGGCCCUAACCAUUUGCUACAAAAUCGAUCCAAGAAAGAUCAGGAUGCAAUUCAGUGGGACUCAAGUCCUACUAGAUAAGUUAAUUCGCAAAUGUAGACAUUUAUAUAUUAAGAUGACCCAACAACUCACAACUUAUGUUUCUUCCAUUUAUUUUACUUUUGGGUUAUAAAUUCCUCCAUAAUUAAUGAAUUUAUUUAAAAUUG